This is a messenger RNA of Chelonia mydas (Green sea turtle), 3081 nucleotides long. RefSeq names its product retinoic acid receptor beta (gene RARB). NCBI's taxonomy places the organism in Eukaryota, Metazoa, Chordata, Testudines, Cheloniidae. Gene Ontology annotation, biological process: cellular response to corticotropin-releasing hormone stimulus; regulation of transcription by RNA polymerase II; retinoic acid receptor signaling pathway. The record is from RefSeq and is a predicted model, not a curated record. Gene Ontology annotation, molecular function: RNA polymerase II cis-regulatory region sequence-specific DNA binding; nuclear receptor activity; zinc ion binding. Gene Ontology annotation, cellular component: transcription regulator complex; nucleus.
GCCACGGGCCCCGGUGACUUCGAUAGGAGUUUGCCCCGGCCUCAGUGAAAGCUGCGUGAGGGUCUCCCAGGCUCGGGCCCGCCGUGGCCAGCCGGCUUGAGAUUUUAAACUCUCCCAAGUACAAGAAGUUAACUCCAGAGUCAACUUCCCAGGGACUUGCUUCCAGUUCCCAGGUGCGAAGGUAGAAUUAAAGAGAAUAAAUCAGCAUGCAUCUGUAGAGUGAAGCUAUCUUUCCAGAAAAAAAGUUAUUUAAAUAAGCAGCUGUGCUGCACACCACAUGCACAGUGUAGGAAAAGAAGAUUUUCUAUUCUCAAUCUGCACAGCAAGAAUGUACUGGAAAAAACAGUAGAAAGCAGCAAUGAAAUAAAAGAUUGUUAUCUAGUGAAUUAUCUUCUCAUCUUCACACAAUCCAGCUCAAGCAGCACCUGCAGGUUUGUCAGCCUCUUCCAUUCACAAGUUGAGAUAUUCAUUUGCUGGCCUGGAGUAAUGCAACAUAAUAUUUGUACACUGCAUAGCCUUUGAGGUAUUAACAUGACAACCAGCAGCCACACGUGUCCAGUACCAACCGUGAAUGGACAUAUGAAUCACUAUCCAACAGCUCCAUAUCCAUUACUUUUUCCUCCAGUCAUCGGUGGACUUUCACUUCCUUCCCUUCAUGGACUCCAGGGUAACCCACCAACAAGUGGAUGCAGCACCCCAUCACCUGCAAUGAGAACAGGCUGUUUAGGAAAAGAGAAAUCUAAGACCAGGACUCAAGCUAUCGAAACUCAGAGCACCAGUUCUGAAGAACUUGUCCCAAGCCCACCUUCACCGCUUCCUCCCCCUCGUGUUUACAAGCCCUGUUUUGUCUGUCAAGACAAGUCAUCUGGAUAUCAUUAUGGCGUCAGUGCCUGUGAGGGAUGCAAGGGUUUUUUCCGCAGAAGCAUUCAGAAGAACAUGGUUUACACGUGUCACAGAGACAAAAACUGCGUUAUUAAUAAAGUCACCAGAAAUCGCUGCCAGUACUGCAGACUACAGAAGUGCUUUGAAGUGGGAAUGUCCAAAGAAUCUGUCAGAAAUGACAGGAACAAAAAGAAGAAAGAGCCUUCAAAGCAAGAGUUUACUGAAAACUAUGAAAUGACAGCAGAGUUGGAUGAUCUGACUGAGAAAAUUCGGAAAGCUCACCAGGAAACCUUCCCCUCUCUCUGCCAGCUGGGGAAAUACACUACGAACUCUAGCGCAGACCAUCGGGUUCGACUGGACCUUGGGCUUUGGGACAAAUUCAGUGAACUUGCUACAAAGUGCAUUAUUAAAAUAGUGGAAUUUGCAAAACGAUUGCCUGGCUUUACAAGUUUGACCAUUGCAGAUCAGAUCACUCUGCUUAAAGCAGCCUGCCUGGACAUCUUGAUCCUUAGAAUUUGCACAAGAUACACACCAGAGCAAGACACUAUGACAUUUUCAGAUGGCCUUACCCUAAACCGAACUCAGAUGCACAAUGCUGGAUUUGGUCCACUAACUGACCUUGUGUUCACAUUUGCCAACCAACUCCUGCCUUUGGAAAUGGAUGACACAGAAACAGGCCUACUUAGUGCCAUCUGCUUAAUUUGUGGAGACCGCCAGGACCUUGAAGAACCAGCAAAAGUGGAUAAGCUACAGGAGCCAUUGCUGGAAGCACUGAAAAUUUAUAUCAGAAAGAGACGACCCAACAAGCCUCACAUGUUUCCAAAGAUCUUAAUGAAAAUCACAGAUCUUCGCAGUAUCAGUGCGAAAGGUGCAGAACGUGUCAUUACAUUGAAAAUGGAAAUCCCUGGAUCAAUGCCACCUCUUAUUCAGGAAAUGUUGGAGAACUCGGAGGGACAUGAACCACUGACACCAAGCUCCAGUGGAAAUACAGCAGAGCACAGUCCUAGCAUCUCACCCAGCUCAGUGGAUAAUAGCAGUGUCAGUCAAUCUCCACUUUUGCAAUAAGACAUUUUACAGCUACUUUAGACAUUCCUAAUACCUUAUGUACAGGGAUGAAAAAAGCAAGAAAAACAUUUUUACUUCUGCUUAGUUUCUGGACUUAAUAUAUAUAUUAUAUUAAAACUCAACAAGGACCAAGAAGUUUUCAUAUGUAUCCGUAUAUUACUCCUUGCUGUUUAAAUUCGUAAAACUAGAAAACGUUUGAAACUCUAAAUCAGCCAUUUCAAUCAGCAACAAGAAACUAGUUAAGCUUCUAUUUUCUCUUCUGAGCAACCAAGACUGCAUGGUGACAAGACCAAGCUCAAACUUUAAAUUCUGGUUACAUUUCUGAUGACUUUGUACAUACAAAUGUAUGGCUCUACUGGCUGUUUGGUGCUUUCCUUUUUUGUCUUGCAUAUCUAAAAGGAUCAGGACAUCAAGUUUAUAAAAAAUGGACUACUUGUACAUGUCCAGCUAAGAACAUUUAAAAAGACAUUCUGAUUUAGUUAGUAUGAAAACGUGUCAUUGCUCUUUUUGAUGCCCUCAGUUUCUAUCUCCUUCCCCAAAAAAGUAUUCAAAAAAUCUGCAUCAGUGUAACUACCAGAUCAGUUAUUCAGAUGUCAAUUGUUCCACUGUUAAUGUCACUUUAAAAGGUGGUUUAUUACUUGGCUGAUGACAUAUCUACACAUUUUUUUCAGUGCUAGCCUCCAAGGCAGAAACACUUUUUAGUGUUACCAUGUUUUUGUUUACAAGCCAUUAGGGAAACUUCAUGGGAUAACCAACAGGCUUAUUCACUACUUUUGAACUGGUGAGUCUAGUUUAUUUCCUUAAGAAACUGGGGCCAGGAGUUGGGCUUUCCCAACAUGCCUGAUGCCAACGGGCUACCACAAGGACUUCCAAAAUACAUGGGGGAGAGAAUCUGGCUUCUUGACCUUGUUAAAUCACUAUGAAUCAGAGUGAAAACAGUGGUAGAAGGGUUAACUGAUUUAAAAAAUGUCAGUUUCUUACGUUUCAUUUAAAGCACUAGUGGAUUUUUUUGAUAGAUAUAUAUAUAUAUAUAUAUAUAUUCUAGCAAGUCUGUGAUGUACUUUCACUGGCUCUGUUUGUACAUUGAGAUUGUUUAACAAUGCUUUCUAUGUUCAUAUACUGUUUACCUUUUUC